AAGAGAUAGGGUGGAGAUCAAGGCGAAAGCCGUUGUGGUUAAAUAUCAGAUGGCAAUGCUGCCUGCACCGGCGCAUAUUAUUUUACAGCUGAUAUCAGUACAGUAUGCGAAAAGAAGUGGCUGAAACUCACAAGUGCGGACAAUGAGGAUGCGGGAUGUGUUUUCUGAAGCCGCCUUUGGAAAGCGGAUGUUAUGUGCUUAACCGUGUCUGGAGGAUAUUUCUUUGAAGAAAUUUGGAAAGAAAUCACUGCGUGAAGAGGGGAACCCGUCGGCUGAUGCAGGAUAGUUUGAAAACUUGGCUGAAUUAUAGCACAUUUGCAUUCAUAUUUGAAUGAGCAAGCCACAUGUUAUCGUUACUUUAUAUUAUGAUACAAUUGCGGUUACGCCUGAAUACAACCUAAAAACGGGCCGGAUGGUUUGAAUAUUAUGAGAAGAUUGCGGGAGCUAUGGACCAGUGGUUACAUGCAACUGAGAGAACAUUGCGAUUUAUUUACUAUUUUAAUGUUCCUUUAAUAUUCUUUAUAUAAUUUACAAGUUUGCGGUGAAAUUAAAAUUUCACAUAACAACAAUGCAACAAGUAUUUCCAGUUGGUAUUCUGAGGAAUUAAUACCUCGCUCAUGGCAAGGAUUGGAAGCAGAGAGUGCUUCGCUGAUUUAAAUGAUUUCAGAGGAACUGAUGAAUUUAAGCGCUACGCAACGAGAAAAAACGUUUCCUUAAUGGUUAUAUUUUUACAUUUGUUAAAUUAUUAAUUUUUAAAUUUUUAUAUUAUUGUAUUGUCACUCUUAAAUUUAAUAUCACUGUAUUGUCAGCGACUGCCGGCACCUUAUUACCCAGAGAAUCUAAAAUAAUAAAUAAUCGCAUUGUUUCUUGCACUCAAUGUUCUUAGUCUGUUGGAGAUUUUACCAUGGAAACAGAAGCGAAGCUGGUGACUGCUACGGGGAAGACGUGGUCUACUGGAGGAAGAGGAGGACAGUUUUAGUCCACAAGAGCCCUAACUAGGCCCCUUUUUUGAGGGGGGUAAAAGGAAGAACGCUGGCAAUGCCUCAGAACCAGGCUUUCUCAGACCCGGAAUAUUCCGCGGAGCACUCAGCGGACCACUCAGUGACGCUGCCCUCAGACUUGGGACAGGCGGCGGGCCGCACGCACGAAGUGACGGUGCGCAGCUCUGGCUACUGCCUGUGCCUGCCGCGUUUCCUGCGGCUCACCUUUGUACCCGAGUCACUCGAGAAACUCUACCAGACCUACUUCAGGCGGCAACGGCAUGACACCCUGCUGGUCCUAGUGGUGUUUGCUGCACUAUUCGAUUGCUAUGUCAUUAUCAUGUGCGCGGUGGUGUACACUCACGACAAGCUGGCUACAACGGUGGUGGGAGCUGUGGGGCUUGCGGCUCAGAUCCUGCUCUACGUGCUGUGCCGCUUCAACUACCUGCCCAACCACAUGGCCCGCAGAACGGUGCCCUACAUCCUCUGGUUGCUCAUCACUCUUCAGAUCUUGUGCUACAUGGGCCUGAACUUUGCUGGCUACCACCAGGCCGGUGAUACAGUUGGCUGGCAGACCUUCUUCAUCUUCUCCUUCUUCCUGACGCUGCCACUUGGGCUCCUGCCCGUCAUCAUCCUCGCUGUGCUGUCGUGCGGCAUGUAUACUCUGGUGCUGGGGGUCACUGUUUCUCAGCAGGGGAAUGUACAUGGGGCACUCUUGUGCAGACAGCUCCUGGCCAACAUAAUGAUUUAUCUGUGCGCUAUCAUUGUGGGCAUCAUAUCCUACUUCAUGGCUGACCGCAAGCACCGCAAGGCCUUUCUGGAAGCACGGCAAUCUCUGGAAGUGAAGAUAAAUCUGGAGGAGCAGGGCCAACAGCAGGAGGAGCUGUUACUGUCCAUCCUGCCCAAGCACAUUGCGGAUGAGAUGCUGCAAGGAAUGAAGAAAGAGGCCAACCAGAACGAGAUGCAGCAGUUUAACACCAUGUACAUGUACCGCCACGAGAAUGUCAGUAUCCUGUUUGCUGACAUUGUGGGUUUCACCCAGCUGUCUUCAUCCUGUAGUGCACAGGAGUUGGUCAAACUGCUCAACGAGUUGUUCGCUCGCUUUGACAAGCUGGCUGCUAAAUACCACCAGCUGAGGAUUAAGAUCCUGGGAGACUGUUACUACUGUAUCUGUGGGCUGCCAGACUACCGUGAGGAUCACGCAGCCUGCUCCAUCAUGAUGGGUCUGGCCAUGGUAGAGGCCAUCUCGUACGUGCGUGAAAAGACUCAGACGGAGGUGGACAUGCGUGUGGGGGUGCACACGGGCACCGUGCUGGGAGGAGUCCUGGGGCAGAAGCGCUGGCAGUACGAUGUGUGGUCCACUGACGUCACCGUCGCGAACAAGAUGGAGGCAGGGGGGCUCCCAGGACGGGUCCACAUCUCUCAGAGCACCAUGGAUAGCCUGCAUGGGGAAUUUGAGGUGGAGCCAGGUAAUGGGGGCGAGCGUUGUGAAUACUUGAAGGAGAAGGGCUAUGAGACCUACCUAGUGGUUGUGUCCAAGGAUGGACUAAAAGGUCUGCUGUCUAUUGAAUCACCCUCUCGAAACUCUCCAGCAUUGAUAAAUACUACAGAAUGCAAUGGGAGCACAGCCUGCACACCACCACCACCAGAGGAACCUGAGGAACUCGACACACAGGUGGUGAACCCCUCCUUUCCGAACCGCCGGCAUCAGCUUCGACUGCGUAGCCUGGCAGAGAGGGUGGUCAAUGCUCAGGAGGAUGAGCUGGAGCUAAACAAACUGCUGAACGAGGCCCUGCUGGAGCGGGAGACUGUGCAGGCUCUCAAAGAGAAGCACACAAAUUCUCUGUCCCUGCGUUUUCUGGAUCCAGAGCUGGAGAUGCGCUACUCGGUGGAGAAGGAGAAGCAGACUGGAGCUGCAUUCAGCUGCUCUUGUGUAGUCCUAUUGUUCACCGCUGCCAUGGAGACCUUCAUUGAUCCACAGCUAACCGUAAAUUAUGUGACACUUCUUGUUGGGGAAAUCUUGUUACUUAUUCUCACUAUUUGCUCAAUGGCAGCCAUCUUUCCCAAGAUGUUUCCAAAGAAGCUGGUUUCCUUCUCUGUUUGGAUUGAUCAAACACGCUGGGCCCGCAAUACAUGGGCCAUGGCGGCCAUCUUUGUCCUGACCAUGGCUGACAUCGUGGACAUGCUAAGCUGCCUGCAGCCCCCUUUCUUACUGAGGAACAGCAGCAGCAAUAUGGAGCUUUUUCUAGGCCCGCCAGAAGGAGAGGGGGGCUGUGUAGAUAACCCCAAAUACUACAGCUACAUAACUGUGCUGGCACUCGUAGCGACCACCAUGCUGGUGCAGGUCAGUCACAUGGUCAAGCUCACCCUCAUGCUGCUCAUCACCCUGUCUAUUGGUGUGAUCAACAUCUACAGCUGGUGGGACCUCUUUGACCAAUAUGACCGUGUCCGCUUUAAGGAAUACACGCCUUAUAUCGUUCCUUCCAAGUACUCCAUGACUGUAAUGAUCAUCAUUAUGAUGUUCGGCUUCUACUAUUUUGCCCGCCACAUUGAGAAGCUAGCACGCACUCUUUUUCUGUGGAAGAUUGAAGUGCAUGACCAGAAGGAUAAGGUUUCUGAGAUGAGGCGUUGGAAUGAAGCGCUGGUCAUAAACAUGCUGCCGGAACAUGUUGCUCGACAUUUUCUGGGAUCAAAGAAAAGGGAUGAGGAACUCUACAGCCAGUCCUAUGAUGAGAUUGGGGUAAUGUUCGCCUCCAUACCAAACUUCUCCGACUUCUACACAGAGGAGAGCAUUAACAAUGGUGGCAUCGAAUGUCUCAGGUUCCUUAAUGAGAUCAUCUCCGACUUUGACAGCCUCCUGGAUUUGCCUCAGUUCCGCUGCAUUACCAAGAUCAAAACCAUUGGAAGCACUUACAUGGCAGCAUCAGGUGUCACACCUGAAGCGAACACCAAUGGAUACAAGAAGGAUGAGAUGUCAGACCGGGAGAGAUGGCAGCACCUUGCAGACCUGGCCGACUUUGCCCUAGCCAUGAAGGUCACUCUCACGAACAUCAACUGCCAGUCCUUCAACAACUUCAUGCUCCGCAUUGGGCUCAACAAGGGUGCAGUGUUGGCCGGAGUAAUCGGGGCACGGAAACCCCACUAUGACAUCUGGGGAAACAGCGUCAAUGUGGCCAGUCGUAUGGAGUCAACAGGAGUCAUGGGCAACAUCCAGGUGGUGGAGGAAUGCUAUAUUGUCCUGAAGGAGUAUGGAUUCCGUUUUGUGAGGCGAGGGCCCAUCUUUGUGAAGGGAAAAGGGCAGCUCCUGACGUUCUUCAUGAAGGGGCGGGACAAACAGGGCUCUUUCAUCAACGGCUCUGCUGUCAACCUGCCCCACCAGGUGGCUGACUCCUAACCCUAACACACUGACAAUUUGUUUGUCACACACUGACACACCGCUUUUCACACAUUGACCUGCCCUCAGUCACACACUGAUACACCCUCUGUCACAAACUCCUUCUUUCAUACUCAAACACAAACUCACAUGCCCAUCUUCUCUUGAUCUCAUUCUCCCUGGCACACAUAUGCUUUAUGCACACUUGAAAAAUCAAAGAUGCACAAAUACAUAAGAUGAACUACACAUAGGUGAGUUUUAGUGCUACACUUCCAUACUGCAAAAAACAUUUUUGACUGCUUUUCUCAGAUUCUGCUCAGUACAAAGAGAAAUGACAGCAAAAAGCCUGCAGGCUGCCUCAGCUCUCCGUGUGGAAUUAUACAACCUAAAGGCUAGUGUGUAUGUGUGUGUGUGUGUGUGUGCUUGCGUGCGUGCAUGCUUGUGUGUGUGUGUGUCUGUGCGUUUGUGCAUGAAUGAGGUACGUUUACCUGUGGGGUGGUGUUGCAGAGGCAGGUCUGACACCUUAGACUAAAGUCCUCUUCCUCAGUGUCCUUCCUCUGUGACAUGGAUGAAAGUGCAAUAUUUAAAUCCCACUCAGUAAACUCUCACCCCCGCCUCUCCUGCCUGUCCUCCUUGCAAAGUACUAAAGCACACUUUUGCCUACAAGGCAUAUUUUUAUACUCCGAUUGUAACAUGCUUUUUGUUCAAGUAGGAAAAUGUUCUGAAAUAAUGUAUAAAGGUCCAAUACAUAACCAUGUGUGUACCAUUUUUCAUCGCUUUCAUUCAGAUAACUUCAGGGAUAGUAGAGAAAGAAUAGCUAAGCUAUACAAUAUUUUAGACCAGGACCAGUGUCAAAAGCACUGGAAUCAGAAAGUAGACAUUUUUGAUCCAUUCUUCAAAUGGUGAAAUGGUGAAAUCAGAUAUCCAGCCUUCACUAACAAUGUUGUUUCCGAAUAUUCCUUUUGAUAUCUGCUCUUAGGACAAUGUCAUCUCACACCAUACUGUCUCUCCCCCUUUUUGUAUAAUGCCUGGAAUCAGGAUGUAGAUAUGUGGGCAGAGGCCACACAGCCUUUGAUGUUAAUCUCUCAAGCCCUUAAACUCAGGAUUGGGGAACUGUGAAUAAUGUUGUUCAAAUAAUUUAUUUGUUCUUUGAAUUCUUUGAUUAAAACUUUUUAAAUGUGAUACACCA
Molecule: messenger RNA, 5542 nt
Organism: Anguilla anguilla (European eel)
Lineage: Eukaryota; Metazoa; Chordata; Actinopteri; Anguilliformes; Anguillidae
Product: adenylate cyclase type 3-like
Exons: 21
Coding region: 1039-4374 (1111 amino acids)
Biological process (GO): intracellular signal transduction; adenylate cyclase-activating G protein-coupled receptor signaling pathway; cAMP biosynthetic process
Cellular component (GO): plasma membrane
Molecular function (GO): adenylate cyclase activity
Source: RefSeq, a predicted model, not a curated record